Patella vulgata (common limpet) is the source of this 4495-nucleotide messenger RNA. RefSeq names its product antiviral innate immune response receptor RIG-I. Gene Ontology annotation, biological process: regulation of apoptotic process. Gene Ontology annotation, cellular component: cytoplasm. Gene Ontology annotation, molecular function: zinc ion binding; double-stranded RNA binding; DNA binding. The record is from RefSeq and is a predicted model, not a curated record. The coding region runs from base 134 to 3262 and encodes 1042 amino acids. The transcript has 15 exons. NCBI's taxonomy places the organism in Eukaryota, Metazoa, Mollusca, Gastropoda, Patellidae.
CGCCGGUGAACAAUUGGCAGUAUUUUAAAACUGAGCACUAAGGCAUACUUAGUAGUACUAGUUUCGCUGUUUAGUGCUCUGUUCCCACCUGGAAUACUGCCAUUCCGCUACUUGAAUAUUAAUUAUACAGACCAUGGAGACACAGAUAGAAAAAGAUGAAGAUUUAGACAAUAUUGAAGUACUUAAAGGCACAUUUGAACAAAGCAGGGAAUUUCUCAUCACUGAUGUUUUUAAGAAAAUAGUACUGGAAACAAUUCACAGCGCUGAACUAUUACCAUUUCUCUCGGCAAUUAUUCCUAAAGGAGAUAUACAAUCCAAGAUAAGAAAGUUAGAUAGAAAAGGACAUUACCAAGAAGGGGCUAAAGAACUUAUAAACUAUAUUCACCUUGAUUGCAAAGUAGAAGGAAAAUGGGCAAUCUUUAUGAGCUCACUGGAACAAGCAGAAUUAGUUUCCCUACAUGGUCUUUUGAAUGACUUAAGUAGUUUAAAUGAGAAUGAUGAAGAAGACAUUGAACUUCUGGGCUUGUAUUCUGCCCAAAUUAUUGAUCAUAUUAAACUAACAGACAGUGGUAUUCUUAUAUAUUUGCACAGUAAUAAGGUCAUUACUAGAGAUGAUAUGGAGAAAAUAUCCUCGUGUGACUGUAAUAGAGAUGCAUUCAUGGAACUCUUCAGUCAUAUUUAUAGAAAAAGUAAAGAUUGGUAUAAAAUAUUUCUGGAAAGUCUUUACAAAGACAAGCAACUGCAACUGGUAGAAUUGUUGGAUCCGAAAUUUCUAGAAAAAAAGAAAAAUUUGGAAGCUAAUAAAAAAUAUGUGUGGCAUCCCCGUGAUAAUGACAUACAAGAAAAUAUACUUGAAGACAGUGGUGAAGCAUACAGCUCGGGUGAUUAUGCAAGUAAUAAUCCUGAGAACAUCGAACCUAAUUUAUUCGGAAGUGUUGAAGAUCAAGCCAAGAUACAAGAUAAAAUUGGUGAUAAUUUAAUGGACACAUCAUCAUUGCCAGAAAAAUCAUACGAUGAUAAGGAAUUGAAAGAAAUCAAUACAGAUAAAAUGAAUAUUGAUGAGCCAGAACAUAAAAGAGCAGAUGAAGAUGGGGAUAAAAAAACAAUAGAAUUAAGAGAUUAUCAGAAAGAUCUGUGUAAGGAAGCUUUACAAGGCCAAAAUGUUAUUAUAUGUGCACCUACAGGUAGUGGAAAAACAAUUGUCGCAAUAAAUAUCAUUAAGGAACAUUUGAGUAAGAAAUUUGGAAUAAAAAAGGUAGCAUUUUUGGUUAAUCAAGUGGCAUUAGCUGAACAACAGUUUAAUCUAUGUAAACAAUAUCUAAACUGUAGAACUGAAAGAUUAACUGGAGACACACAAAACAAUGAUAAAAUACCCCUUGGAGAACUUCUUGAUUGUAAUGAAGUAAUUGUGUUGACAGCACAGAUAUUGGUAGAUGCUAUAAAAGAACAUGUUAUCAAGGAUGUUUCAGCUUUUUCACUUAUUAUAUUUGAUGAAUGUCAUCACACCAAGGCUCGACAUCCAUAUAACCAGAUUAUGCAUAUGUAUAUGGACAUAAAAUUAAAAAAUCAGCUACCUGGAGCGACAAACGAAAUGGAGGUGGAUGAGUUACCUCCCCCUGUUCUGCCACAGAUCAUUGGGUUGACAGCAUCAGUGGGAGUAGGGAAGGCAAGGAAAGUGAGUGAGGCGUCAGAACAUAUUUUGACGUUAUGUGCUAAUCUAGAUACAGCAAAGAUAUGUACAGCAAGAGCCUAUGAAGAUGAUAUGAGAAAGUUUGUUAAUGUCCCUAGUUUAGAUAUUGAACGUUGUGACAAACGAGAGAACGAUGUUUACCACCAGACUAUAGUAGAAAUCAUGCAAAAAAUAGAAACUGACAUGCAGAAUUCGAAAUUUCUGUUGAAGAAGGAUGAAGAAUUAGAAGAAUUCAAAAAAUAUUUAAAGCCACCAGGAAGAAAAGGACAUGAUAGUUACACUCAAUGGGUAGCUAAGUUAAAGAGAGGCAUUGCUGCCGUUAAUGAACAUAAUGCUCGUAAAUUCUAUGUAACAUGCUAUAAAAUGUUAGAGAUAUAUAAUAAUGCACUUAUUAUAAAUAAUGACUGCCGUUCAAUAGAUAGUUUAACAUAUAUAGAAGAGGAGUUCUCAAAGACCAUAACACUGAAUCAGUCAAAAAAUACACAAAAAGAAUUGAUGGAAUAUUACACAGAUAAGAAACAGAAGCUACAAAGAUUAUGUGAUGACCCUAAAAAUGUAAAUCCAAAAUUAGAAAAGCUAAAAAAAAUGAUAAUGGAUGGUUUUAGGGAAAAUCCUGAUUCAAGAGCCAUUGUAUUUGCAAAGACAUUAGCUUUGGUUCAGAAGUUAAAACUAUGGAUGGAAGAAACCCCUGAAUUAAAGAGGCUGAAUCUAAAACCAGAAACUGUUACUGGAGCAAGAGCUUCUGCCGACAAAGGAGGUAUGACUAGAAACAGGCAAGUAGAAGUAUUAGAUUAUUUUAAAGAUGGUGAUGCAAAGAUAAUUAUAGCCACAUCUGUUGCUGAAGAAGGUCUGGACAUAACAAAGUGUAAUUUGGUCAUCAGAUAUGAUCAUGUGACAAAUGAAAUUGCCAUGGUUCAAUCUAGAGGUCGGGCCAGAGCAGAAGCUAGUAAAUUUAAACUUGUGGCCAGUGAUGAUGCUAAUACGGCUAGAAAAGAAGAAAUGAAUUUAUCAAGGGAAAUGAUGAUGAAACAAGCUUUAAUAGAUCUAGAGGGCAAACCUGAAAAGGAAUUCAAAGAAUCCAUUCUUGAAUAUCAGAAAAAAGCAAAAUCUGUGCGAGAUAUGGACAAACUUAUAAGGAAUGGUCGUAUUUUAAAAGAUGAUGAAUUUAUUUUACGAUGUUUUGGAUGCACAGAUUUUGCAUGUAUUUCUACUGAUAUUCGUACAAUUAGACAUUCACAAUAUACUGUGGUAGAUAAAAGUUUCAAAACAAGGUAUAUAACGAAAGAUCAUAAAGCUCCCAUGGAGUUUCACGGGUUUCUAAAGAAAAGUAAAAUCUUUUGUAAAUCUUGCAAUCAUGAUUGGGGAAUUGAAGCUCUGUAUCAGAAUGCUGAAUACCCUUUAAUCAAAAUUGAAAGUUUUGUCAUUGAGGAUUCUGAUGGUAAAAAAACAACCAUCAAAAAGUGGAAAAACAUCCCAUUCUAUGUCCAAGAAAUCAGUGAUGAUGAUUUGCGCCGCAGGUUCCUGGAAGCAUCGGGGAAUAUUUCUGACAUUGAUUCUGAAGAUGAGAAUUAAGAGGGUUUAUAUAUAUAUAUGUGGUCGGUAAUGAUGUUUAAAUGAUUUUGUCAUGUAUACCUUUUCAAGUUUUAAGCUUACUUUAAAUGUGUUGUCAUCUUUGUCUGUCAAACUUGAUUCAGUACACUGCAGUUGUUGUCAGAUUUUUUAUACGCCCACAUUGAAAUGUGCCAUUGCCUCUGUUGGAAGGUCAAUCGAUCAAUCCAAUGAUUUUUAUAUGCUCACAUUGCUUGUGGACAAUCUAUAGACUAACAUUUAUAUCCGAUUGACUUUAAAUUGAUACACAGUGUUUAAGGUCAUAAGACGAAGAAUCCUAUUCAUUUUCAACAAUUUCUGAUAAUUGCUGCCAGAGUUAUGGUCCUGGAUCACAUUGAGGCUAAAGUUAAUAUAAAUUGUUUAAGGUUGUGAGACAAACGAUUGAAAUAUAUUCUAACAAUUUCUGAUAAUCACUGAUAAUUUCGUGUGUUUUCAUAACUGACAAAAGAAAAAAUAUGCGGCAACCCCUGUUGACUGACUGGACAACUUAGCUGCUGUGGGUGUAUGUUUCGUUGCCUGGCAACCUAUCUUUAAAACCCGUGAAAAUGCUACAUGACAUUGUUCCUGAAGAAGUUUUUUUGGAAUUUAUGGAGAUUGCUCAUUGUGGCAUAAGGAAGAUCCAACCCUUUCAAAUUUCCAAACCUUUUGAAUGCAUUUAAUGCAUCUUGUAUCUGAAUAACAGAAUAUUUAGAUGUUAUUUUUUGCAGUUAUUGUGGAGUUAUAGUUCCUUUCCCAUUUUGAAUGUUCUGACUGUUAAAUCUUGUGAAAGUGAUACUGGACAAACCUUGUUGACAUUGUUCAUUUCAAAUUUUAUGAUUAAACAUAGAUAAUUUUGCUGCUGGUGGGCUUAUUAUACUGCAUCUAUAGAUUAAUGAUAAAAACUUUAUUUUGUCAUUUCACUUGUUAGAAAUCAAUACUGUUGGUGUUGUAGAAAUUUAUUGGUACAGAUAAUAUAAUGUACUCAAGCAAAUACAAUUUUUUUAUGAAUUUACUUAUUAUUUGAUAAAUAAUUUCCUUAUUAAAGUGAUUUGAUGGUGAUGAGGUUUAUAAAUUAAACAUUUUUUAUUUAUUGUAGAUAGAUUUUUAAGAAUAUAUUUACAAAUAUAUUUAAGAAUGUUAUGAUUGUUGAUUAAUUGAUUGCUCAGAAUAUUUUGCUUCUAAUAUAGUUUAAUGCACAAGCGUACAAUUAUUGUAUUA